Messenger RNA from Paramuricea clavata, 909 nucleotides. The record is from the annotation of a GenBank genome assembly. Lineage: Eukaryota; Metazoa; Cnidaria; Anthozoa; Malacalcyonacea; Plexauridae.
AUGAUAGAUACUGUUAAGGAUUAUUUAACCCCGAAAAGAUUCAGUAAUGUUGCGUAUGUAUGUGUAAUUGUUCAUUUCCUUUGUGGGUUGGUAUUUACUGCUGUUACUGCAGCUUUGAGAGCAAGUGCGAUCGGGAAAUUCUCUUGUAUUGUUGAUCCUAAAAGUACGGCCACAUACAAGACCCAGGUCGAUAAGGUGUGUUUUUCGAGAUACGAUCAGGCUUAUACCACUCCUCUACCUCUGUAUGGCUAUGUGUUGCUGAGUAUUAGAUCCACAGUUCCUGUCAGUGUCAUUUAUUCUCUUGUGGUUAGCAAGCGAGUCGAUGAAAUAGAGUCAAGUCAUGAACGACAAAUUAAAGGCGACGCUGAGCACCACGAGCAUGGAGGAAACAGGAGAACUGUGUAUGUUUUUCAUUUCUAUUUUGUCCAACUCGUUCUGCGUUCGUUAUGUGGAAUCAUUUUUACUGUUUUGCAAUAUACGUUUUUCUAUCCCAAUGGUUUUGAUUUGAAAUUCAGCUGUAAUUUACUCCCAGCGGAAGUAACCUCUGUCAGCAACAUAAAUGCACAAAGGAAUGCGAGUCAGUUGAAUAAUACAUCAGUUUCAUGUGAGAAUCCAACAGCCUCAGAAAAAAAGUUAUUUGGUACAAUUGUGUUUGUAAUAAACACUAUUUUCACCUUUGUUAUACUUGUGGAAGUGAUUUUUCUUUCCCAACGUUUUCCAAUCCUCAAUUGUCGCUCUGAACAUAGCUGGAACGGUGAUAUUGAAUUUGUUAAUUCUUAUUUUCUUGGAAAGCGAUAUAUUAAUGUGCCUGAUGAAGUUACACUAACUAGCGUCGAUAAGAACCAACAGGGAUGUAUAGAUAUUUACAAACAACAAAUUUUGAACCUUUCUCGCGUGCACCAGAUAUAA